GGCGGCCUUUCGCGUCGCCCUCGCGUGCUCCCUGCCGUGCCGUGCCGCGCCGCUCCCGCGUCGCUCGUCUCCAGUGCCAGUGCUGCCCCGAGCGUGAGAUGGCGUGCUUGCGGACGACGGCCCCGGCGGCGCUGCUGUGCUGCGCGCUCCUCGCGGCGGCGGCGGGUGGCGCGACGGCGGCGGCCCUGCCGCUACCGGAAGACGGCGCGUGCCCCGAGGGCUACGUCGUGUGCAUGGACGGCGACGGCUGCGUGCCCUCCGAGGCCCUGUGCGACGGCACCCACGACUGCAAGGACCAUAGCGACGAGCUGCCCUUCCGCUGCGCGGCGGCGUCGAGCGAGGCGCCGGCGAGGGACAAGGAGGCGCUGGAGCCGUCGGCGGGGGCGGGGGCGGGGGGCGUGGAGGCGGCGGUGGGCGAGGCGGGGCGCGCCGGCACGCCCACGCCUGCCUGGACAGCGAGCACCGCUGCUGACGGCACGUGCAUCUCCAAGGCGCGCAUGUGCGACAGCACGCGCGACUGCCACGACGGCUCCGACGAGGACGCUCUGGCCGGCUGCUCGCAGAGUUCCUUCCGCCAUUUUAGCGUCGGGCAACGCGACGCUGGAGGAGGGCGACCCGAGCGCCGAGUGGGUGGACGGGGCGGGCCCCGGGGCGCCCAUCGGCGUCGACCACCUGCCCCUGGACCACCCGGCCCCAGCGCCGCCGGCCGCCGCGCCGCCGCUCCUGCAACGAGCCCACGAGGUCACUUGCACGACGGCACCUGCAUCCUGCGCAACCUCACCUGCGACGCAGCGCAGCGACGCCCCGACGGCAGCGACGAGACGCUCGCCUGCCCACCAUGAAAACUUGAUAUUAUGGACCCUGAUCAUUCUUUCUCUGUACCCUUCAUAUCGUCGGUGCCCAGAAAGCUGGAAUCGUGCCACGACGACUUCGAGUGCGCGGACGGGCUGUGCUUGCCCAAGGACUGGGUGUGCGACGGCCACCCGGACUGCCGCGAUAGCAGCGACGAGCACCCGUUGCUCUGCACCAACUGGAAGAAGCGCCCUCUCGUCGUGGCCAGUGACAGUCCGGACCCCAUGCACGCCCACCCCAACGUUGCAGCCAGGGACAGCGGAGAUCCCUGCGAACGCAUGGAGCCCCAGGAAAGGCAACGCUGCUGGGAUGAUCAGCUGCAUAAACUGAAGUGUGUCGUUCGCAUGUGGUUGAAUGGUCGGGUGGCACAUGUGAAUUGUGUGGUUGAGAGGUCGGGUAAGGUAGGUGGAGAAGGAACACUCUCCUUCCGUUAUCGAGUAAUCAGUGGCUGA
Molecule: messenger RNA, 1304 nt
Organism: Gryllus bimaculatus (two-spotted cricket)
Lineage: Eukaryota; Metazoa; Arthropoda; Insecta; Orthoptera; Gryllidae
Source: the annotation of a GenBank genome assembly